GAGUAAUAAACAUUUCCUUUUAUUUACGUUAGUAAAUAUGAGUUUUGUUUUCAAAUUACUUUAGGGCAAGGAUCACGUUGAUGUAAUAUUAGUACGUUUCUAUGCCUAUCAAAUGCCUGUAUUAAUUAGCUAACACAAAUAUAUCUAUAUAUCAAAAUAGAAACAUCGGAUUCUGUUACAAAAUUUUCUUCUGAUCAAUACUAUCAGGUAACAAAUGCCACAAUUUUCUUCUCAAAAUAUAGCUCCAUUAAAUCUUAGAUUCUCAUAAUAUAAAUUACAUAUUGAACUUUUUUUUAAGGACAAAGUAGUCGUAUAUAUCUUUUAUUAAAAAAUUUACAAGGGAAUAAAGUGUAGGAGGAUGGGGGGAGAAGCAUGGCCACUUUCCCCCGUGAAACAUAUUAACGCGGUAGCGUGCGUCGUUUUAUUAGCUCCGGUCCAUACUUGGCGGAAAGAGCGAGGGUGCAGCAUGGAACUCAGGAUAAUACUCUCUAAUUGCUUUCGUGAUCCCGGUCGCCUUCAUUGAUAUGUUUCAACCCCCUUAAAACGAGCCGUGUGUCCAGUCACGCGUGGGGUAGCGUACCGUUCUGUAAGUGCGUCCCGCGCUCCCUUCUCUCACCCCUCUUUCUAGGCUGAUUUCUUCCCCUUGAUACAUUGUGUUUGGUACCUGCCGCCCCAACAGGUACACGGCGUCGAUACACCAUGAUACACACGCGUAAUAAUGGCAGUGACGUGUAUCGUUCGUAUCGCGAGCCUGCCGGGGCUUCCCUUUGAUCUGUGGAUUAUUGAAUGCGCCACACCUGCGAGGAACUGCGUUAUUACGAUCUUGCUGCGAUAUAGGUUAGGACGGCAGCCGGAGAACUGGUGGGGUUUUAUCCUCGUUUGAUAUUCCUCCAACAACGCGCGACUUGUUUCUGAAAAGGUUCACGAUAUUCGUCUCUCCAACAGCGGAGAGGUAGUAGCAGUGGUGGCGACGACUCAGUGGGUGCAGAGAGAGGCGAAGGAGUGAUUGCCAUGACUACGACAGGAGCCCAGUAUGCCCUCGCAGCAGCAUCCACCGGGGCUAAUAACAGUGGGGGUAACUCCACGGCGGUAGGGGUGGAAUCUAAGCAAAAUGUGGUUGUCGUGACUACUACUUCCAGUUCCAGUGGUGGUGGCAGUGGAGCACAGACUCAGUCUGCCAGAGGCCAGCAACUUAUCACUGUCGUGACAAAUCCUGAUCCUUCCAGUCCAAAUAAUCUACAACCCAUUCAGUUAUUGGUUCAGGAUCCGCUUGAAACAGCUGCAGAUUCGUCCAACGGCUCAACAGGUACCCCAGCGCAUGUUACAGCACAAGUGGUAGUCAAUACUACUCACUCAGGCCAGCACGCAUUAGUGGAUUCUGACGCCGCUUCUACAUCAGCUGGCACUAUCGUUAGUGGUUCCCCGCACUAUAUAACAGUUACAGGCACCAGUGACUCACCAUCCUACGCGUCCCUUACAACGGCUGUAGUGUCCGGCGACGCAGAGGCAGUGGGGUCCGAGUCAGUUUCCCAUCCAACUUAUGUUCAAUAUGUUGAGGGGGAUGGUUCCACGUAUAUACCGGCGAAUGGCCAGAUGACAUAUCCUGUUUAUGCUGUCGGUGAGGCGGGAGCAAUGUACACUCCAGCUUCGGGUCAGUACUACACUCCAGCAACAACACCAGUAACGUAUGCGCAGGUCACGGGGCAAGGCACGAACUCAACAACCGGACAACUAUUAUCACAGGGCAACGGCACGUACUUGAUUCAACAGAGUGUAGUAGAUGGAGACCCGACCACUCACGCGCUCAUAUCCGCGGCUGCUGCGCGUGCCAGUCCGCAAACAGAAACAGCGGAGGCUGUGGUUAGCGGUGGUGGCGGGACAUACUUGAUCAGCGGUAAUUCUGGAAGUACCACUGUCACCGUGGAAGAGACAGCGGCAAAUGUGACGCAUGCCACUAGAGUCUCCCAGGCCACUGUACACUGGUUAUUGGAGAAUUACGAAAACGCUGAUGGCGUGUCUCUGCCAAGAUCGACUCUCUAUAAUCACUACUUACGUCAUUGUUCCGAAAACAAGUUGGAUCCUGUGAAUGCGGCUAGUUUCGGGAAAUUAAUACGCUCUGUAUUCUUAGGAUUGAGAACUAGACGUUUAGGGACUAGAGGAAACUCGAAAUAUCAUUAUUACGGAAUUCGUGUAAAACCAAGCUCACCUUUAGCCAUGCUGAAUGAAGAUGGCACAUCGAGACAACAGCAGAGCGCAAACUCUCAGGCCAAACGGUUCAAGUUUGUCAAUCAAAAACAGGAAUCAUCUUAUGAAAAUAACGCCCAUACGAACACGAAUAUCUCUAGUAAUUCCUCACCGCCGCAAUAUCAUCAGUAUUUCGGUGAAGCAACCAGUGCCAUUCCUGAUUUCCCGGAGAUUUUCAUUAGUCACGAUUCAUCCCUGCCUGAAGAUUGUACCCUUGAAGAUAUUGAUACGUUCCGUAGUAUAUACAGGGAACAUUGCGAAGCUUUCUUGGAUGCGAUAUUGAAUUUGGAAUUUGCCACAGUGGAGAGCCUCUGGAGAGAAUUCUGGCGCAGCCAGGACAAUAAUAACGGUGAUGAGUGUGAAGAAGAGAAAUAUUUAUCAAAAACCAAAUUAUAUCAGAUGUGUCAGUGUACGGGAGUGCAAGACUUCAUCAAAAAAGUGGAUUACACAUUUUAUCAGAAUCUAGUCGAUGUUUUAAUGCCUAAUGUAUUGCGACCGAUACCAAGUCCGUUGACACAGUCUAUUCGAAAUUUUGCGAAAGGAUUGGAAUCUUGGUUACAGUCAGCAAUGGCCGACUGUCCUGAGGAAAUGACGCAGAUUAAGUUAACUGCAGUGUCAGCUUUUGCUCAAACUUUAAGGCGCUAUACUUCGUUAAAUCAUCUUGCACAGGCUGCGCGAGCAGUGCUUCAAAAUUCUAGUCAAAUUAAUCAAAUGUUAGCUGAUUUAAAUCGUGUUGAUUUUCAUAACGUGCAAGAACAAGCAUCUUGGGUAUGCCAAUGUGAUUACGGAAUGGUACAACGUUUGGAAGCAGACUUUAAAGUAACGUUACAACAACAAAAUUCACUGGAAGAUUGGGCGAUCUGGUUAAAAGGAGUUGUGACUCAAGUGCUUAAACCAUUUGAAGAGAAGCCAACAUUUGCUAAAGCUGCACGUCAAUUCCUACUCAAGUGGUCAUUUUACAGCUCGAUGGUUAUUCGGGAUCUCACUUUGAGGAGCGCGGCAAGCUUCGGAUCUUUUCAUCUUAUCAGAUUACUUUAUGACGAAUACAUGUUUUAUUUAAUAGAACAUCAGGUUGCUCUCGCAACUGGGACUACACCAAUAGCUGUAAUGGGAGAUAAAAGUCAAAAUUGUUCUUUACUUACUGGUUUCGGAACAACAUCCAAUGGAGAUGCAUCUAAUGCAAGUCAACCAAAACGUAUGAAGUUAAGCUAACUGUGUGCCUACGUUCUUUAGUUUAUGAGUUAAAGUGGUAGCACACGAAAAUGGGAUAGCACGAAAGCAUGCAGGCCUACUACAAGAAAAAAAAAACUAAAAACACUAGUCUCGUAAAUUAUUAUUUUGUAUAACAUCAAAUUACAAUUAUGACAUAUAAGAAGAUUUUUGCAUACCGCCUACAAUGUAUACAAUUCAAGUAAGUCUGUGUGAUAUAAGAUAGAGAGAUAUUGUACUCCGCGAAGCCUUGUCUCAUAUACAGGUAUGACGGUUUAAGGUAUCGCUGGCACGAUUUUAGUAUAUUAGUAUAAAUUGAAUCUAGUCGAAACAUCUUUGGGAAAAAAA
Messenger RNA from Pogonomyrmex barbatus (red harvester ant), 3801 nucleotides. It is a transcript of the gene Rfx, whose product is annotated as regulatory transcription factor Rfx. The record is from RefSeq and is a predicted model, not a curated record. Gene Ontology annotation, molecular function: RNA polymerase II cis-regulatory region sequence-specific DNA binding; DNA-binding transcription factor activity, RNA polymerase II-specific. Gene Ontology annotation, biological process: regulation of transcription by RNA polymerase II. NCBI's taxonomy places the organism in Eukaryota, Metazoa, Arthropoda, Insecta, Hymenoptera, Formicidae.